GCAAUUCAUGAGCUUUCUGAGCGUAGGAGUCUCCCCGAAACUCAUGGCUGCAUAACAGAAUCACUACUAACAGGAAAAGCAUCGGAGGGUUGGAGGUUCUCUUGUUUUGCCGGUACCCGAGAGUGGCAGUGACGGGACGCAGUCAUGGAUUCGGAGGCGACUGAAAUGGAGGAGAAGAAAUACAUCAUAGAAAAGUCACAGUCUGGAGAGUUCACGGUGCCGAGUGACAUGGGACAGCUGAUUGAGGAUGAGGACCAGAAGAGAGAGCAGAGCAACAUCCCGCAGGCUUCCUUCAACUUCAUCAACUCUAUCAUCGGCUCAGGCAUUAUAGGGAUGCCCUAUGCCCUGAAGCAGGCAGGGUUCCCUAUGGGGGUUUUGCUGAUCCUGAUUGUGGCCUUGAUAACAGACUAUUCAGUGAUUCUGCUCAUACGUGGAGGAAACUUAUCAGGCACAAAAAAUUAUCAGGACCUGGUUCGAGCUGCGUUCGGUUUCCCCGGGUUCGUCUUCCUGUCCAUCGUCCAGUUUGUCUACCCCUUCAUCGCCAUGAUAAGCUACAACAUCAUUACUGGAGACACCAUCACAAAAGUCAUGAUGAGAAUAUCUGGAGUUCCAGUGGAUGAGGAAACAGGCAAAGUCUACGUCACAGAGACCAACAUCCUGGCCAACCGUUACUUCAUCAUCUGCCUGUGCACCCUUUUCGUCACUCUGCCUCUGUCUCUGUACCGCAAUGUUGCAAAACUGGCAAAGGCGUCCCUGUUUGCCUGUCUGCUGGUGGUGUUCAUCAUUAUCGCUGUCAUCGUCAGAUCAACAGACAUGCACAUCCCUCCAACAGAAGAUGCCUACACCUUUGCCAAGCCAGGGUUUGCACAAGCAGUGGGCAUCAUGGCUUUUGCCUUUGUCUGCCACCACAACACAUUCCUGAUCUACGGCUCUCUGGAGGAGCCGACGGUUCAUCGCUGGUCCAUCGUGACACACAUCUCUGUAGUCGUGUCAUUCAUUGCCACAGUCGUGUUCGCUGCCUGUGGAUACGCCACCUUCACCGGGUACACCCAAGGGGAUGUGUUGGAGAACUACUGCCAUGAGGAUGACCUGAUCAACGCUGCCAGGUUCUGCUACGGAGUCUGCAUCAUGCUGACCUUCCCUGUCGAGUGUUUUGUUUGCAGAGAGGUGAUAGAGAAUUUCUUCUUCCAAGCUGCACAGCCUACGACCAUGCUGAGACACGUGAUCGAGACGGUGAUCAUAGUGGGAGCGACUCUGGGGAUCUCACUGGCCACGGACUGUCUAGGCAUCGUUCUGGAACUCAACGGCACCCUGGGAGCCACCCCGCUUGUCUUCAUCCUGCCUGCCGCCUGCUACAUGAAGCUGGAGGAGGGGAAGUUCUACAGCGCUAAGAAACUCCCGUCUCUACUCAUUGUGGUUACCGGGGCGAUCGUCAUGGUGAUAGGCUUCAUCAUGGCGGUCCUCAGUCCGCAGGGGUGCUCGCACGGAAAGGAGAUGUCCUACUGUCAUGCCAAUGAUGUCAACGCCACCGACUUCUCUUCCACAUUCAUUCCCAGUCCAGAGAUGCUUACUAGCACUACAGCUUCUCCUCCUAUUAUCAGUACUACCACUGCAUUUUCCAACUUCUCAAUAGGACCCUAACUUCUAGCAUGAAAGUUCAUCUAAGUUGGUAAAAUACAUAAUAAGUAUUGAACUGUUCUCCAACUCAAGAAAAGGAAAUUGACUAACCAUGAAUUUUUGACCGAAUCACUUGAUCUUCAUCAGCUUUCUGACCCAAGUGACGUGACUUACAUUUUGCCCGCGUGUGAUGUUAGGACUGCAAGAGGAGUGAAGGAAGCCAUUUACAUCAGGGUAAUCCAACCUUCGUUGAACCAAGACAGAGGGCAGUACCGACUUCUGACGAACU
Messenger RNA from Branchiostoma belcheri (Belcher's lancelet), 1906 nucleotides. RefSeq names its product putative sodium-coupled neutral amino acid transporter 11. Bases 145 to 1641 code for a protein of 498 amino acids. The transcript is spliced from 15 exons. Lineage: Eukaryota; Metazoa; Chordata; Leptocardii; Amphioxiformes; Branchiostomatidae. Gene Ontology annotation, molecular function: amino acid transmembrane transporter activity. Gene Ontology annotation, biological process: amino acid transmembrane transport. The record is from RefSeq and is a predicted model, not a curated record.